This is a messenger RNA of Sclerotinia trifoliorum, 2491 nucleotides long. The record is from the annotation of a GenBank genome assembly. NCBI's taxonomy places the organism in Eukaryota, Fungi, Ascomycota, Leotiomycetes, Helotiales, Sclerotiniaceae.
CACCACUUCCCCGAUUCAAUACAUCGAACCUUACCCACUUAGUACGUUCUUACAUUUCCAUAUCUUGCCAUCCCAACUUUCUCGCCCUUUUCGGCUAUUUUUUCUUUUGGAACUUUUCUUUUCCCUCGAGUCUCUCCAUUUCCCAUCUUCCUUUUCUUCGAUCUAGUCAUCUUCCUUGAGCUUAUCUGGAAUGAUGACUACCUAUGAGGACUAUGGAUCAGAGGAAAAUGAAGGUGGUAUCUUGAGAGAUACUCUCCCUUCCCCCUUUACUCCUGAUGACUACAUAUUACCGGGACAAAAACUUCAAAGACUUCCUGUGAUUUCAAGUGUAAUCUCACCUUCAAGCCCUCGAGCAAUCAUUCCGGAACUUCAAGUCAUUGCCUCUGAAAUCCAAGUACUCGACGGACAAAUUCAUCUCGGCCCCAAGACCUCAAAGGAACUCUCCGAGCGAAUCCUAUCCGAGGUACAUCAUUUCGAAGAAAUGAAGGAGAUUUUUGAUCAUCGAAAAGAAGAGGGCGUCAAAUUUCACAAACCAGCUCUGGCAUCAUUGGUUAUAGAGCAAGAUCUUCAAAAGGAUCUGGAGCCCGUUCCACCGAACCUGAGUUUUGUCCAAUCCAUCAUACCUAAAUAUAAUCAUCAAUCAGAAAUUCGAAAACUCAAAAAGACUAUCUCGCAAACGAAAACCGAAGAUGGUAUGAAUUUCGUAUAUGUCCAUGCAAAGGAUGAUCUUUAUCCUCGAAAGUUCCACGGGUCAGGUGGGCGCAUAAAGUUAAUACCCAUGUUUCAGUUCCCAGAAUGUGUCACCAAUUUUGAUGAGAUCACUUGGAAAGAGACAAGGAUGGUACUUUCUAAAGAUCUGUCACGGGAUAUUUUGAACCACUGUGUCCUGCAAAUUGAUCAUAACGAUUAUUUACUCAAUGACUGGAGGAAUUUUGCAGACCUACCCACAGAUGAUCAAAGUCUUGGAGUUACCGGAUUUGACUUGGUUAAAAAUCAUUUGCUUAAUGGAAGGUGGGUAUGGAUCACAAAGGAAAGUGAUGUCUGUCGAAGGAGCAUCAUGGUCGAACAGACGGCUCAUCUUUACGACGCUCGAAUGAUGUUCAUUUUUAGCAAACAUACCGAAGAAAUGCCUUAUCGACCCGAACCCCUCAAAAUUUUUACUACGUCCAGUGAUCGGAUCUGGGGUUGCUGGGAAAGAAUGAACUACGGAGGCGAUAUCCCGCUAUUGGGAGGAGUACUCAUCUGUUGGGUUUAUAGUGAAGGUUAUAAUGAAGGUGAAGGGGGACCGCUCGCAUGGAUAAAUCAUGCGGAUAAUAAUGACUUGGCCAAGUUUCUCCGUCCGGAGAAUCAUAGUCGUCACAAUCAUAGGGCAGUAAUCACACUCGGAAAGAGAUCAGAUCGUACUCCACCUGUCCCAAAAUUUCUCAGGCAAGAUUCUGGUUACUGCACCAUGGAACCGCUCGAUAUUCUCGGUGAAUUAGAUUCGGAGCUUUUGGUUCAGGUUCGACCCAACCCAAUUGAUGAAUCUAGUAAAAUCCGUUAUGUUUCCCAUCUGAAUCAUUUGCCUUGGUGUGAUGAGUACGGAACCCCAGGAUUUCACUGUGACUGCCCGGGCCCUUCUCGAGAGGAAGGUCAGGAGUUUAGGGAAGACGAGGAAGAGGAUGAAGAAGCAUUCUGCAGAAGACGCAGAAAGUUUCUGGAUUUACCUGAACCAAAUCCGAAACCCGGCUUCAAAAAACGUUUUUCCAAACCUUCAUUCUCAAAUAACGCUUUGAAAACAUGGAAGGGAAAACUUGCUAGACUUGGAAAGUCGAAGGAUGUGUCCCAUUGCACCUCAAGGCCAACAUCAAUACAUUGUGUAAAUUGAAAUUGGUUAUUAGAGAAGUGUUUAUUGAAUUUGUGGAAGGUUACAUUGAAUUCUUAGUCAAAGAAGAGUUGAGAAUCUUCAAGUUGUUGAUAUUAAUUUCUAAUUUUGUAAGUGAAGGAGUAGGAACCAUUUUGGGUUUAUUCCAGAGGGAUUGAGAUUCAUGCAUUCAGGACUGGGGAUAAUUGUAUAGCUGCAUGGUAUACUUCGUAGUAAUAAUAGUCAUGUAAGUUUCAUCACCUCGGUUAUUCAAGAUUCACAAGUUAACAAUGCAUUUUGAGCUAUGAGUGAUUUUUACAACUGAGACAUAUGCCACUAUUCGCACGGAAUUACGAAUGUGGUAAUGACUUCUACAAUUGAGACACAUGUCGCUAUUCGCAUAACAUAGAUGGAGUAAACAUCAAGUCAAGUUUGUAGGAAUUUACCCACUCCGGGGUGGGAAAGAGAAAGUACCUGCAUUUUUAGCCAUAGAUACCAAGGUUUACUCUAAUAUGAUCUACAUCACCAGUAGAUCAAACGGUCAAAACUUAGAUUCCUUUCUUGUUGUCCAUUUAACCUUGGCAUGCCAAUGUCGAUCUCCCCACCCUCUGUGAGUAGUGGAAGGUACUAGUAAGCAGCUAAAAAUGU